Molecule: messenger RNA, 423 nt
Organism: Miscanthus lutarioriparius
Lineage: Eukaryota; Viridiplantae; Streptophyta; Magnoliopsida; Poales; Poaceae
Source: the annotation of a GenBank genome assembly
AUGGCGCCGGUGGGCCCCAAGGGCGCACCCAGCACGCAGCGGCUCCGGCGUGAGCAGACGCAGGCUUAUUUCCUUGCGUUAGGUAAUUUCAUGUUCGCGGCAGCUUCUAUGCAGAUGCAGUUUCCUGGAUGUGCUCCACCAGACCCUACACGCAUCCUCGUCGACCUUAUUUGCAUACUCUUGGACGGCUCCUGUGGUAUUGAAUGUUUUUUGUCUAUUACCAUGGAUUAUGUCACAUUCAAAUUUGGACUGAACAGCUCAAGGCGCUGUGCAGGUUGCUUCUUCCCCAAAUCAAUUUACAUUUUUUUCAAUUUUAUCAUCUAUGCUACUGUGGUUUACGUUCUUCGCACCAGGUCCAAAUCCAGUGUCUCCAUGCUUCAGCCAAAAGGCAGUACCCGUAGGCCUUCCCAAGUCCCAAAAUAG